GGAAUCGGGCCGCCCGCCAAUGGCAGCGGGGCAGGGGCCGGGCCGGGCCGGGCCGGCGGGUGGCGGCGAUGAUGGCGGAGGAAGCGGGGCGGCUGCGGGGCGGCCUCCGGUCGGGGCUGCGCGUCCUCCGUGAGCAGCACCGGGGCUGGCGGGACACUCUGGCCGCCUGCUUGCCGCUGCUGCGGGCCCUGGGCAACGUGGGCCGGCAGGCGGAGGCGGCGCGGAGGGUGUCCUUCGAGGAGACGCCGCUGCGGGCCUUGGCGGGGCUGCCGGAGCGGCUGCGGCUGAAGCAGCGGGCGGCCAUGGAGGCCCUGCUGGAGGAGCUGCGCCGGGAGAAGCUGCCGGCGCUGCGGGAGGCUCGGGAUGCCGUCGGCGCGUGCCUGGUGCCGCUGCUGGCGCUCGGGGGGCCCGACCCGCAGCCCCGCGCGCCCUCCCCGGCCUGGGCCGACUUGGCGGCAGGGCUGCUGGACGCGGAGGCGCUCUACCACGCCGUGUACUUGGAAGCGCGGCUGCUGCUGCUCUCGCUGAGCUACCGGGACGUGGCGGGGCUGCAGGCGGCCCCCGAGGCCUGGGAGCGGAUAAUGCAACACGGGCAGCGAGGAGACCGCGUGGAAGAAACGUUGCUGAAAGCCGCCUUCUUCCUGGAGGACAGAUACUGGAGACGAUUCUUACGAAAUGGACGAGAUGGGAGCCUCCGGAGAGCCCAUUUCCCUCAGUACCUUAUCCAGCCAUUUCAAAGCUCCAUGAAGACGGAUCUCCACCCAACAUGGGGUGCUGGUGAUCGCCUGGCGAUGGUAUCCUGCUCCCCAGCCCUACAGAAGAGACCAACAAAUGGCAAAGGAGUGUGGCCUAUGCAUGCUGUGCAAGGACUUCAUCAACUCCUUGUCUGCUCCCAGGAUGCAUGCUUCUAUUUUCACCAAGCAGGUGAGACUAGAGUACAGAAUCAUCCUGUCUGUUGGAUGACUCUGACAGUGAGGGGAGCCAUGAAGACUGCUUGUUUCUUGAUGGAGGAGGAAGAGGAGUCAUGUUUUUCAAAACAGUGCUGAGCAAACCCUUGGUUAACUAGGCCUGAAAAGAAGACCUCCCAGGUCCCUUUCAUCCCUAGGGUUCUAAGUUCUAUGAAAAGCCCUUGGGGACCAGAAAGCAGAAGAACAGUAUAGAAAGGCCCAGAUCCCACCUUUGCUGGAGAGGCUGUGCUGGUCUUCCUUCCCUCAUCUUUAAAAUAUAUGCCAGAAUGGAAAACUUCAUUCAAAAGAGGAAGUAAGAGCUCUUUCUGAAUUAAAAUGCUGAACUUACAUAAACACAUACAUGUACACAAAAUGCUAUCAGCCAAAAGAAUAUAAUCAUUUAUAACAGCAAUGAAACCACCAGCAACAUUCCUAACCUUGACUAUUUGGAGAAAAAUUAUCUGAGCUUAGUGGGCCUCACUCCCAAGAAAAGAGGUGCAAGACUGCAGCCUUUAGAAAUGGUUUUAGCUCAGGUCUAGUUCUGAGACUCCCAAAAAGUUCAAGGAGCAUGGGAUAUGGAUUUUACGCUUAGGGCUGUUCUAAUUUUGCACACCAUCUUGAAGAAAUAAUGGCUAAUAUACCACAAUCAUACCUAAGGGAGUUGGAAGACUGGAAGACUGCUCUUGAGAAGGGCCUGGGAAAGGUAAAACAUAUAUUCUGUGGCCAGCAAGACCAACUGAAAGCCCAUCUGAAAAUUGCCAUUACUGGAACUGGAAGGGCAGCCAGAGGAGCAGUCCAGGGCCUGGAUGGUUCAUUUGGAAUAAUCUUGGACAUAAAUUGGAAAUUUUUGUUCCCUCUUGUUAGAAAUCACUCGUAAUUGAAGUCGCUAGUGGUAAGACAGUGCCACAAAUUUCACAGAGUUGUGAUGAUUUUUCACUUCUUGUUUAUGGCGAAAUAUGAAGAUAACAAAACUUAGCACAUCUCAUCCUUUUAAAACGUCCUUGUAACAAAGAGGCCAGUCCCACUUUUUCAGCUUUAUCACCCAAGACAAAGAAAGUUCUUACUUUAAUAAAGCUCAUCUGGAUAAAGCACAUCUUGGUGAGCUCAGAGACUGCCUCGAAACCAUAGUUAACUGACUGGGAAAGCAGCUGUGCAAAGAGCAGGUGGUUGAAAAUCUUCAGGUUGUAUCCACUGGGGAUUUUGCAGACGGUGCUUGGGUGGAAGCCGCGCUCAUGGUUGGCAUUCAAGCUCUGGACAAAAAUGCUGCAGUCGCUCAAACACUCAACGAAGACCUCUCCCCCUACAUAAUACAGGUGGACACCUUCAGGAGAGAAGAGGGACCAAGAAGGAUGUCAUCCAACACAGAUCGAAGCAAAAAGACUCUUGUUCUAAACUACUUCAUGAUACACUAAGAUUGGGGUAUUGUUGCAUGAUGGACAGAAUCAGUUGGCAAGACAAGCAGACUCGGCAGUCCCAAUGCUAAAGACACCAUUUUUGCUGUGUGGCAGUCUUUUCAGGAUUCCGGUCAGGACUGGCAUCCUGCUACGCUAUGUGUUGCCUGCUUUCAGCCUGCCAUGCUUAAAGGGGAGGGAGAGCUGGAGGGUGGAAUUAAGGGGAGGGUUAGCAUGAGAAGAAUCAAAACUAAGCAUUGGACCAUCCCGAUAGCCACUGGCCGUUCCAAGGUCACACUAAGGAAUGCAGAACCAUCCAGCCCGCAAAGACAGGGACUGGUACCCAAACAAUUUGUUAGCACUAGAUAACCAUGGGGAAAGGUGGGAACAAGGGGAUGUUAACUGUAUGCUUUGGGUGUGAAAACCUCAGAUCCAACUUUAUUUCUUCUGUUACCACUUAGCUUUAAUAAAGUGUACUUUUGCCUGA
Molecule: messenger RNA, 2825 nt
Organism: Ahaetulla prasina
Lineage: Eukaryota; Metazoa; Chordata; Lepidosauria; Squamata; Colubridae
Product: AFG2-interacting ribosome maturation factor-like
Exons: 6
Coding region: 69-1046 (325 amino acids)
Cellular component (GO): nucleus; cytoplasm
Source: RefSeq, a predicted model, not a curated record